CCCAGUUUAAAGAGACCUGUCUUACUGUCAGGUUACCUGAAAUAGUUCAUAGGUCAAGGGCAGGAUUUGAUUUAUACCUUUAACUGCAUUAAAACUGAAUGUUCAAUGUUUAAUCAAGCAAACAUGAGGUCAAACAUGCGAUCUAAUAUUAGGCCUACUGCCUGACUACAGGUAUAAAGGCCUAAAGUUAUAUUUUUAAGCCUCUGUUUAAGUGUAUUUUCUGGUUUAAAGGUCAACUCAGUCAUCAAAAUGUGUGUUUGUUUCUUCAUAGAGUGUCUAUAGGUCUCUUAAGGUGUUGCUAUCUAAGGUGAACUCCUCAAAGAACUGAAUAUUUUCCAUUGACGUCACGUUGGUGUGAAACCUGUUUACCUCGAUGCUAGACCCUCCUCUUCCUGUCACAACAUGCAUUUCCGAGAAAAGGACCACAAGCUGAAAACUUUCCACUCGAUCGAACCAAUCGCUGCUUGUAUGUCCUUUCAUGGUAAAGUACAUCUAGUCAUGAACACGGAAAUACGCAGCAAAGACCUUGUUACUCAAAGACCCAGCUACUCUCUGACAGUCACCAUCAGACCAUCAGACCACCAGAUGGACAGGCUGUGUGUUUCUCUGAUUGCAUUCUUAUGUGCUGUUUCCUCCAGUCAGGAUGGGAUCUCUGCAGCAGAGGUGGAGCUGAGAGUCAGACCAGGAGACAACAUCACUCUCUACUGUGACUGUAACAUAACUUCUGGAGUAUACAUUAUGUGGUAUAGGAACUGUUCUCACAAGUACCAGCCUCCUCUAGUUAUUUCAACUAACUUUUUAAGUUCCAUCUCUCUCCCUGGAUAUAAUGUGGUGUGGAACCCCUCUAACAACUCCUAUGAUCUACUGCUUGAGAACAUCACUGAAUCUGACCUGGGACUCUACUACUGUGGGACUAUGGAGAACAAUGUAGUGGAUGAUGGAGGUAAAGGAGGAAUUAAAUAUAAAGAGUUGUACCACUAUGGAAACAUCACCACUAGGAUUUCACUUGACACCAGUCCUCCUGAGCCCUCCUCCUCCUCCCCUCCUCCUGUAGACUGUGGUCUGUGUUGGAUGUUGCUGUUCAGUCUGUGUCCUGUGUCUGCUCUCCUCUCCUCUCUCCUCUCCUCCACCUGUGUCUACUCCUUCUGCAGAACAACAGCAACAACUGAGACUCAGGUUCCUCUGAACAGGACCACCACCAGGGGAAGUGGCAGCAGAGAGGAGACUGCAGUCAAAGAGGAAGGAGACCUGUGUUACGCCUCGUUAGAUAUCCGUCAAGGACAGAGGAGACCAAAGAAGAAGAAGAGAGUCCAGAACUCUGACUUCAGUACCUACUCAGCCAUCAAUACCAGCAGAGUGUGAGACAUAUACCAGCCUUCAGUACCAGCAGAGUGUGAGACCUAUACCAUUCAUCAAUACCAGCAGAGUGAGACCUAUACCAUCCAUCAAUACCAGCAGAGUGUGACCUAUACCAGCCAUCAAUACCAGCAGACUGUGA
Salmo salar (Atlantic salmon) is the source of this 1498-nucleotide messenger RNA. NCBI's taxonomy places the organism in Eukaryota, Metazoa, Chordata, Actinopteri, Salmoniformes, Salmonidae. The record is from RefSeq and is a predicted model, not a curated record.